CCAAACCACAUGGUGCCUCACUCAAUCCCUUUUCCUCCUCGUCUCCCCCCUCUCUCGUACGCUGCCGCCACCGUCUAGGGUCCCAAUUCACACCGCCUCCGCUGCUGCCGCCGCCGCUGCCGCUGAGGGCCAUCGGAGGGCCCAUCCCUCCUUCCAUGUGGAUCCACCGCCAAAGUCGUCCCUCCUUCCACCAGCUGGAACCCCAGUCGCGAGCGUGUGAUCCUCCUUCCACCGAUCACCGAGUGAGGCCACCUCGCCCGCUCCUUUCCAUGGCGCCACUGCCCCAACCCAUGCCCAACUCCCUCUUCCCUCCUUUCCAUGGCAGCAGAUCUGGGGGGGGGGGCAAGGGCCCUUCGCUUUCGGUGGUCUGAAGCGAGGCACGCGGCCUCUGCUCCCUCCGCAUCCAGCCAACUAGCCACUAGGAACAUGGCGGCAAUGAAUGGGAAGAAGAAGGCCAUUCACAAGACCACGGCCACUGAUGACAAAAGGCUUCAAAGGACCUUGAAAAGUGUAGGAGUGAACACCGUUCUUGGUAUCAAAGAGGUCAGCAUUGUCAAGGAUGACGUAGUUACCCAGUUUCGAAUUCAGAAGUGCAAGAAUCCAUCACUUCAAACACCUAGGUUGUCUGUGGAACACCACGGACUAAAAAUCCCACUGCGUCGCCUUUCUCCCAACGGCUGCGCCGAUCGACCCGUACCUCUAACCAAUUGAUUCGGCAACACAGAGAGGAUGCUUCAAAGAAGCGUGAUGAGGAAAAAGCCGACAAGACGAGGCUUUCAUUUUCAGGCUUGUAGCUAGGAUCAAACCGAAGAAGUUCCUCCUCUGCAAGUUUUCCAAUCUUCAUAUUUCCACGGAUCUCACAUUCUCUCAUAAGAGAAGCCCAGACCACACUAUUUGCUUUGAAAGGCACGUUCGGGAUAAAAUGGUAAUAUUUGGGAGAGGAUGACUAAUCUAAUCUUGCCAACAUGCUCAUAUAUGUUUGUUGACUUUGACCUGGAUGCCGGUGACACUCUUUUUCAUUCAGUUUGGAGUUGGUUUGCAUUGUUUCUGCAAAAGAAAUUUGUCUGAAUGUCGUAAAGAACAGUUGGUCAUGACUCAUAUGGGUUACAGUGCAUCAUAUGUACUCUGCCCCUACACAAUAUAUAUCUCAUUAAUUAUUUCCAUGGUAUCAUAAGUCAAGGAAUAAUUUGUUUUAUUGUUUUCUGAUGUGAACUAUAUGAUAUGCACAUUUCACUCCGUUUGUGCUAUUUUCUACUCUAAUUUACAUGUCGAUAUUCUAGUUUUCUGAAUCUUAAUCCAGUAACUGUAAAUAGGUCUUGAGCGCUAGUUUUGUAUGUGAGUAGUCACAUGAUGGUGGCAUUAUUCUGAACAUGCCCAAUUUUUAUAAUAGUAAAAUCCCAGUUUGUUUUUUGCCAUUCAUGUUUUAUACAAUUACUGUUUUUGCCAUUAUCUCUAUGAAUGAAUGAAGUCACCGGUGGCUUUUUUAUUCU
Molecule: messenger RNA, 1490 nt
Organism: Triticum aestivum (bread wheat)
Lineage: Eukaryota; Viridiplantae; Streptophyta; Magnoliopsida; Poales; Poaceae
Product: transcription factor BTF3 homolog
Exons: 6
Coding region: 319-711 (130 amino acids)
Source: RefSeq, a predicted model, not a curated record